Drosophila hydei is the source of this 5461-nucleotide messenger RNA. RefSeq names its product ubiquitin carboxyl-terminal hydrolase 47 (gene Usp47). Gene Ontology annotation, cellular component: nucleus; cytosol. NCBI's taxonomy places the organism in Eukaryota, Metazoa, Arthropoda, Insecta, Diptera, Drosophilidae. Gene Ontology annotation, biological process: protein deubiquitination. The transcript is spliced from 10 exons. Bases 275 to 4963 code for a protein of 1562 amino acids. Gene Ontology annotation, molecular function: cysteine-type deubiquitinase activity; cysteine-type endopeptidase activity. The record is from RefSeq and is a predicted model, not a curated record.
AUCGGUAUUAUCAUCGAUAGAACUGCAGCCAAACCGCAGCCGAACAACAAAAAACAUUUGUUUCAAUUAUAAAAAUGUUUGCUACUUGGUGUCAACAUCAAGCAUCCUCCGUUUAAACAGUUUAGAUAGCAUCAAAUUACUCGACUUGUGUAUUCCCAGCCGUAGGGCCGGAUUGUGCAUUUAACCAAAACACAAUAUUGCAACAUUUUCACAGUUCAGGCCUUAAACCAUUUGGUUAGCAUCGCGCAACCAGGACCAGGACCAGGACCAGGACAUGGCUGAGAAGGACAACAAAGAUAGCACACAGUGCGCCGUCUUUGACCAGACGCCUGGCUCCCAGCAAAAGAAAAUCAAUGUAGUCGUACGUGCCCAUUUUACGGUGAAGCACGUCAUCACGCUGAUCGGCACACAGUUUGCAUAUGGAAAAUUCGAGCUGCUGCUACAGCCGCACGGCGAGAAAGAUUUGAUUUAUCUGAAUACUCUGGAUACCCAGCUGCUGUAUGAUGUGCCUGGCUUUGAGCCGAAGCUUAAGAAUAACCUGGUGCUGCUGCCAGAGGGCACGUGGGAUGGCAAUGUAGCCAAACGCUAUGAUUUGACCAUUAAAAAAUCAGCUUCAACAAUUAGCAAGCAGCCAGACACAACAGAGAACACGACAACGACAAACACUGCAACAAUAACAACAACAACAACAUCGACAACGACGAUAAAAACCGGCGAGAAAAAGAAGCGCACGACUACAACAACGGGAGAGAAGAAGAAAAAGUCGCCGAGCAAAACGAAGACCAGCGUCAGUCCCACAAAUGAAACGGCAGCUGAGUUAGGGACAGAAGGCACGGCCACGGCCACGGCCACGAUCACACCCACAACGCCUAGCAAGAUCAGUACAAAAGUGAAAACCAAAACCAUCGAAAACAAUGACACUGCUGUGAAGAGUACAGAUCAGGUGGAUGAAGGUGUGAAGCUACAAAGUGCAACAAACAGCUCUGCUGCUGACAUAGCUGAAAACGCGCUAACCAAAGUUAAAAAAAGCGAACAGCCCAAGGAGGAGCUGCCGCAAAAUAGUAUCCUCAUAUCAUCCACUGAUGAUGUGGCCCCAGAGCUGUUUAAUGUAAGUCCUGUCUCGGAUGCUGAACAGCUGUCGGACGAUGAUCUAGCAUUGGGCGCAUCGGCGAGUCCCACGCUCUUGAGCCCAGCUUACGACUACGGUAACGCCGGACCAUCGGAGCUCGAUCUGUUAACCGGCACUGACACUGACACCGAUCCCCUGGAACCCAACUUUGAAAGAGAAGUGGCGUAUUAUUGCUCACUUGCAUCGCGCAAGUUCGGAGGUGAUGAGGCAUCAUGGCAGCGCAUCACUACCAGCGCCGCCGACUUUGUGGCCUCGGCUAAUACAGAAACAGAGACGCAUCGAAAUGGGGUUGCACCUCGAGCAUAUGUCGGAUUGGUCAAUCAAGCAAUGACUUGCUACCUAAACAGUUUACUCCAGGCGCUCUAUAUGACGCCCGAGUUUCGUAAUGCUCUGUAUCGCUGGGAAUUUGACAAUGACAACGAGGCCAAGAAUAUACCCUACCAGCUGCAGAAGCUGUUCCUCAAUUUGCAAACAUCGUCUAAAUCAUCGGUGGAGACGACAGACUUGACGCGGAGCUUUGGUUGGGAUUCGACAGAGGCUUGGCAGCAGCAUGAUAUCCAGGAGCUGUGUCGUGUCAUGUUCGAUGCGCUGGAGCAUAAAUUUAAGAACACAAAGCAGGCAAAUCUUAUAUCCACUCUGUAUGAGGGAAAAAUGAACGAUUAUGUUAAGUGCUUGGAGUGCAAUACGGAAAAGACGCGUGAGGAUACUUUCCUCGAUAUACCUCUGCCAGUUCGUCCAUUUGGCAGCAGUUCCGCCUACGGCAGCAUCGAGGAGGCGUUGCGUGCAUUUGUGCAGCCCGAGACUCUCGAUGGCAACAAUCAGUAUCUAUGCGAGAAGUGCAAAAAGAAAUGCGAUGCCCACAAGGGACUGCAUUUCAAAUCCUUUCCCUACAUACUGACGCUGCACCUGAAGCGCUUCGACUUUGAUUAUCAGACAAUGCAUCGCAUCAAACUGAAUGAUAGGGUAACCUUUCCGCAAAAACUAAAUCUGAACAGCUUUGUAAAUCGCAAUGGACAGGGCGAGCAGUAUCAGAUGAAUGGCACCAGCAGUGUGGACGAUUGCAGUACUGCAGACAGUGGCUCUGCCAUGGAUGAGGACAACAUAAGCAGCGGUGUGGUAACCACGGCCAGUUCCAGUCAGCAUGAAAACGAUAUUAAUUAUGAGGACGAGGGUAUCGACAUGAGCAGCAGCACCGGCAAAAGCGCAAAUAUGGAGGCGAGACUUAAGCAGGAGUUACUGUCGGGUCCAUAUCUCUAUGAGCUAUUUGCCAUCAUGAUACACUCGGGCAGUGCUUCAGGCGGCCAUUACUAUGCUUAUAUCAAAGACUUUGAGAAUGACGAGUGGUUCUGUUUCAAUGAUCAGAAUGUAUCCACGAUCACACAAGAGGACAUUCAGCGCUCAUUUGGCGGCCCCAAUGGCAGCUAUUACUCUAGCGCCUAUACGUCCAGCACGAAUGCUUAUAUGCUUAUGUAUCGACAGGUAGACGCCAAGCGAAACGAGCAUGCGGCCAAGUGUAAUGACUUUCCAGAACACAUCAAAUCUCUUCUGCCUAAACUACAUGCCGAGGAGGAUACGCGCGCCUCUCGUCUGGGAAGGCAUAUCACUGUAACAGAUCUGGCUCUACCAAAUAUGUACAAGGCCCGCGUCUACUUCUACAAUCCGUCGCUUAAGAAGCUGGAGAUGACACGUGUAUUUCUGUCGCAGAAUUUCGAUGUGAAUAAGGUUCUUAUGUCGGCCCACGAUAUGCUCAAUGUGGAGCAGUUUGCGCCGAUCUCACGCUGUCGCUUGGUUGCAUACGAUUCGUCCAUGGACACAAUCAUACAGUCACUCGAGAACUGCACUGAUCCGGCAUUAACGGAGCUGCGUUCCUCACAUAACUGCAAUUUGGACUUUUUGCUGGAGUAUAGGGCCGAGGAUCAGCAGUUUGAAAAUUAUCCCAGCGAUGGCACUACGUGGUAUGUUUUUAAGGUAGAUCUCUCGAACAUGGCGAUGGACGGUCCCUUCCUGGUUUAUUCAGCAGCGCUGGAGUCAGGCGACGUGUUGCGUCGCUCGAUUGCAAUACGUUUGCACAUUAACGAGCAGAAUAUCGUGGUUGCCACUGUGCGCUGCAAGGCGUUCGUUGCGUACGAUCCCCAACCGACUCUGGAGAUGCAACAACAGCUAGAGCAAUUGGCCAACUCGCAAUUCAAAUACAUCACAUACUUUUACUUAAAUGUGCCUAACACUGAUGCCAGCAGUCUCGAGAUGCUGGGCGUGCCCAGCAGCGAGCCCAUUGCCACUCCCAUCGAGACCACCAAUGGCAGCGCCGGCAGCGAUGUAGUGGACGCUUCUAUGAUGAACGGCAUCAGCGGCACAAACGGCACGGCAACGCCCGAAGCUGUUAGCGCCGGCAACAACGACUGUGAUUGGCGUCGUUAUAAGCGCGAUCAGCCAGAUUCGCUGGCGCUAGCGACGUCCGGCCAUGAGUCCAACUCGGAGGACAGCAGUCUGAGUGAUGGUGACCGCACGCUGGUCGAGAAUAGCUUACAGCAUCGCGGGGGCGGUGAUAGCCAAAUAAGUUCUACCAGCCAUUCACCACAACUGUCCAGUCCCGAAGACGAGGCCGCCUCCCAUGAUACCAUGAUGCGCGUACACGCUUACUGCAAUGGCAAUGGCAGCUAUGGUAGCGAAGCGGGCGACACCAACUCAUUGCCAGCCAGCACAACUACUCACUUUUUUCAUGCCAUCAAAAUCGAUUGCGUGGAUAUGGCUGCCAGCAACAGCACAAGUGGCCAUCAAUCCGAUGACGAAGUUCAACUGCGUAAGCCAACGCACGCUUAUAAACUUCUCGUGGGCACUCAUAUGCGUAUGAGCACCUUCGAGCGACACAUUGAGCAGCUGAUACGUGUGCCUAGCGCCUACUUUAAGUUACAACGCAAGCAUAAUAAUACUUUAUCCAAUGAUCAGACCAAUUCGCUGGUAUUUCUGAACGAGGGUGAGACGCUGACAGUUGAGCUCGGCAAGACACUGCAACCGUUCGAGUACAAGUCAAAGAUAUUUUUCUUGCGUCUGUCUGAUCUGGACAAUGAGACCGCCAAGCUGCCAUGCGUCUGUGAGUGGGUGUACAAUACCACAACCACCGUAGAGCAGGCCAAACAGGAGCUGGUCGCCAAACUGCAUCGCAUCGAUGCAAAAUACACCUCCCUCACCGUUGACAAUUGCCGCAUCUGGCUGAAAGGCGGUCGCUGUCCGAUUAAAAUACUCGCGGAUGAUGAAACACUAUACAGCGAUAUGCGCACAGGUUCCCUAGAGUUCAUUGUGCAAGAGUGUGAGGAGGGCGUAGUGGCGCAGCCAAAGGACGAUGCUUUAACUAUAUUCGUGCGUCGCUGGUAUCCAGAAAAAUGGGAAUUCGGAAAAUUCCAGGAAAUCACAAUAGACAAGGACAGCGAAAUUAGACGUUGUUUAUCACAAAUAUGCAAUAUUACUGUUGACCGAUUGAGUUAUAGAAAGCUUAAUAGCUAUUUUCCCUGCACAAGCAUAUCGGCAGUUAGCGUUAAUGAGGCCGUUAACUGGAUGUCUGUGCCCGUCGGUUUGGACAUGUAUCCGCUGAACACGACGCAAAACGGCAACAUGUAUUUGUAUAAAGAUAAGAACGCGCCGGUUCGAGAGCUGUCGGCAGAUGAGCGUCGCUCAUUGACCAAUAAGGAGAAGGCGCGCCUGGACCGACUCGGUUGCAUUUCAACGCCGCGCUACUCUCAUCGUCGUGAACGAGCGCUAAAGAUCUAUUUAGAUUCGCCGGAGAAGCCCAGCAAUGUAACCGCCUCGGCGCCGAUAGAUGCACAUGCCGACAACUAAUAGCCUGAAUGGCACUAUCAUCAUCGUUGUCGUUUUACCCCGCUCCCUCGCUGGCUGUUGUAGACUUGCUUGUUAUAUAACCAGAUCCAGCAAAUACAUGCAACAUGUAUUCCAGCUAACACAAAUGCAAUUGAUUGAAAUCGACGACUCCAUCGACGGCGCAUCUCUCUCCACUUUGGUUGCACAUUUUAUUUCGCAUAUCUCGCGAGCGCACUUCUCGUUCUCAUAAUUCACUAUUCAUACGAUCAUUCGUAGCAAUUGUAAUAUGUAAUUUGUUUUGUUGUUUAAUUUUGUUGGCACAAUUUCGUGUGACGUGUCGGUAUGGAGAGUUCGCGGAUGGGGCUGUUGGGAAAGAGUGUGUGGAAUGGGUGUCCUAGUAACAUUAACGAUAACAACAAAUAUUCUUGCUACUUUUGUAAACAAGAGUUCAGAGAUGAGACUGUGUACAAUUUUAAUUACAUGCAAGAAAUUCAAACACAAAAAACAUAAAGAUUGUGA